AUGGGAGACAGAAAUACAGUGUCGGCACGAAAUAAGAGUUUUCAGACAUUAAAAGAAUUUGAGUUCUAUCAUGGCUUCCUUCCGCGAGAGGAUUUAUUUUGCCUACUUAAAUAUGUUGGAGAAUUUUUGAUACGCGUUAGUGAGGUCGACAACGAUCCUCAUCAAAAAGGUAAAAGAGAAAUCAUACUAUCAGUCGUGUGCGAAUGUGCUCCCGGAGAGACUUCGAGGAUUCAGAAUAUAGAUGAAAAAGAAGAUGAGGCACAAGGCAAGAAGGGCUAUGAGAAGAAGGUGCGGGGGAAGCUUAAAAACGUCAUUGUAAGGAGAAAGAACGGCAAGUACUUGGUUGAGGUGGCGCGUCUAUUCGAGUCUAUCCCACAACUUAUUAAACACUACCGAGAAACGCCUGGGAAACUAAAUAAGAUUUCUUUCAUUUUAAAAUAUCCUAUAAAGCAACAGUCGUGGGAAUAUAACCACAGUGACGUGCAACAAGGAAAGUUAUUGGGGGAAGGAGCGUUUGGCGAGGUCCGAGCUGGAACGUUGAAGUUGAAAUCCGGACGAAUAGCAGAGGUGGCUAUAAAAGUGACGAAAGGGUGCUCGGAUAUUGGGAAGGCGAAGAUCAAAGAAAUGAUGAAGGAGGCAAGACUGAUGAGGAACUUCAGGCACAGAAAUGUUGUUCGCAUCUACGGAGUAGCAGUUGACGAACAACCACUCUACAUCAUUCUUGAACUUGUCAAAGGCGGGGCGUUGAAUACGUUUCUGAAGGAAAACGCCAAUAAAGUGGAGGUGAAAGACAAAUUAAAUAUGUGCCUUGGAGCUGGUCUGGGUGUGGAAUACCUGCACAAUAACCAAUGCAUGCAUCGGGAUUUAGCAGCAAGAAAUUGCCUAAUCACCAAUGAUCGAGUAGUAUGUAGAUUUUUGUUUAGUUUAGUGAAAAUUAGCGAUUUUGGAUUAUCGCGACUGGGAGUGCAGUAUAAGCUGAAAACUGCAAUGAAGCUACCCAUAAAGUGGCUUGCACCCGAAACCAUCACAACAUUCGUAUUCUCGCUGAAGACGGACGUGUUCAGCUUUGGAGUGAUGGUCUACGAGAUCUUUGCAGAUGGCGCUGAACCAUGGGAUGGUCAAACAAAUGCAGAAGUCAAAGUGGCGGUUAUCGAAGGCAGGUGUGUGACCUUCCCAAAAUGCACACCAGAUCGAGUGAGAAAGUAUUUCGUCGAAAGGGUGUUCGCGAAAAAUCCAGCGAGUAGAGCCACAAUGACAGAAGUUGUCAAAUUCCUCCAGUCAUGUGGCGCAACUUCGGGAGUAAGCAGCACCGCGUCCCAAAUGUCUGAAGUAAGGGUUGUCUCUGACAGCCGACGCUAA
Haemonchus placei is the source of this 1359-nucleotide messenger RNA. Lineage: Eukaryota; Metazoa; Nematoda; Chromadorea; Rhabditida; Trichostrongylidae. The record is from the annotation of a GenBank genome assembly.